Molecule: messenger RNA, 273 nt
Organism: Cladocopium goreaui
Lineage: Eukaryota; Dinophyceae; Suessiales; Symbiodiniaceae
Source: the annotation of a GenBank genome assembly
AUGGCUGUUGAGUCCAACGCUGAAAAUCUCUCAGAGGGCUGUGGCUUCGACGAUGUCACGGACUUGCUCUAUGCCCUGGAGCCGUGGAGCUCCAAGUUUCCGCGCCAGUGCGUUGUGCAGCUGCAAGGCUGGCUCUGUGCAUCGGUCUCCUCCACAAAGCCGGGGAAGUUGUUGGAACUGCUGCAUACCUUAUCCAUGUCUCGCGGAGCCACGGAGUACUGCAGUUCCUUGGUGACAGAGCUACGAUGCAUUGAAGACAUGGGAACAGAUUGA